AUGGAUCUCCUAAACCUAGAUUCCUCCAGCUUCGAGCGCGAUCCGGACUAUGCCAGGCAAUGGCUAGCGAAUCAAGAUGCCUCCCCAGAGCGUGGCACCAUUCCUGGGCCUCUCUUGGACGCUACCUCCCAGAGUCCGGACGUCCUCAUUGCCUUCUCGGACACUCUUGGCGCCGCCAUCCAGUCAUGGUACACACGUGUGCAAACGGCUGCGAAGGCCAGAAAUGAAGAUCGCCAAGACCGCAGCCUGUUGCAGGUGGCACAGGACGCCUCAAAAGAUCUGACAUGGCUGUUGCAAUUCACAAUCGACUUCCUCAAGCACGUUGAAAUUGAAGGUGAUGGUGAGAAAAUUGACGCUCCUGGCCCCUGCCUUCAUCGACUCACCCGAACAUCCAUUGACCUAGCACUGAAAUCUGGGAAACGAGGUGACAUCGAAUAUGCCAUCGGCACUCUACACUUGCUUGUCCAACGCUUCACGUUCCCAGAGGACUGUCUGCGCGACACUUUACAGGUGCUAAGUGCCUCAGCCAUGCACUUACAACCGACCCCCGAUCGCGUAUACCAGUGCUUUCGCCUCUUGGCGUCUGGCAGACUUGCAGAACAAGUGAUUGAGGUCAUGCUCAGCUUUGUUGCUAAGCCAAGUGCUGCUAACCACAGCCAUGAACUAGCCUACGGCCGCGGCGCCUUGCGCCUGCUGCAACAUAUCGUUGACCUAAAGACCGACAGUGGAACAUUUGUGGUUGGCACCUCUCAGGUCAUUGAUGCUUUACGGCUCGCUGCGUCACAGAUGAUUCUGAGGUAUGUGACCGACAUCAUCUACACACUUCACGCCAUCUUGUCGCAUCCAUCUCGACGAGACGAUGUUGCAGCUCUUGAUUUCACACCAGUUGUGGAAUUGCUGAGAUUCUCACUCGACGCUUCACUGCCGAAGUUAUCGACCAACAGCAUUGCAUCAACGGACCUGCAGCAUACCACAUCUCCGGACAAAGAUGCCAACCGUUCUGUCGAUCGGCACGUUGAGGAGCGAGAUGCUGCCAUGAGAGCUGUGGGUCACGACAUGGAGAACGCAUGGUCCACCAUACGCGACCAUCAAAAGAUCGUAAUAAGUGACUACGUCUUACAAAACCCCCGAUACCUCUCGGCCGACAUGGUUCGCUGUUGCAUUGAUUUCACUUUCAAAGGACAACUACUCUCGGCAGAGCAUGAUGAGUCUAAACGUCGAGUACAGUGGCUGCUGCAGUACAUUGUACGGGACCGUGACCUACUGCCGGACUGUCGAACUGCGGCGUUCGAAGUCUUGAACAAGACCAUGGUCGACCUCAUGAGCGCGCCGAGCGAUGCCACUGAGAAGUCUCAGUCUGCUUCAAGCACAAUUGCCGAUUACAAGCGGGUGCUUCUAUUGCAGCUCUCGAUGGAAAACGACAAAUCGGUGCUCGUCGCGAUCAGCGAUUCUCUUCCGCUGUUAGCGAAAUCACCCGACUGCUCGAGCUAUAUCGUCACCAAGCUCACCGAUUUGGUGUUGCAUGGCUUACCGACCCGGGGACAGCGAGAUCGAAACGCGCUAUAUGCAACCAAAGCGUUGGUGUCGAUUUUCGCAGAUAGCCUCGCGUUAGAUCCAGCAGUCUUCCUCCAAGCCUAUGAUGGUCUAGUCAAGAUCAGCAGCUUGGAAUGCCCAUUUCGCGAGGCUCGCAUUGCAUCUAUGCGUAUCCUGUUCAGUAUCCGAAGCACACUCAGCGGCUGUAUCUACAUUACCGAUGAUAUGAGUGCCGGGUAUAUUGCAACAGCCCUGUGUAGAACGCGGGAGUCAGCCGAAGCAUUUGAUUAUGGCACACCAAACUCUGACAGACGAUCAACAAGCUCCUCCAGUCUUUCCAGUACAGUCGGUCCGACCUAUCAGUGCACAUGGAUGUUUGAUGAUGAGGACAACGUGAAGUCUCCACGGGCUGGACCGUCAUCCAUCAUUACAUCUAGCAAAUCAGUCAGCAAGCAAAGUGCUGAUAAGUUGCAUCUCGAUGUGACCGCCUGGCUGCUAGAAAUUAUCCGCAUUGUACAGAAAGACACCGACUGGGAGGUCUACAGCUGGGUCAUGGUCAAUCUUGGCAGCCAACUUGCGAAUAUGGAGCUGUUCAAUUCAUCGCUUGAGUCCAUCGUCAUGCUUCGCCAGGUGGUCUGCGAGCAAGUUGCGAACUACAAGAUGCAUGAGCCGCCAGCUGCAUCGGGUCUAAAGAAAUCCGAUGUGGCUCUUUGCUUGUUCAAUAUUCUGACACCAAUGAUUGCAUACGCCACCAAAAAGGGCGAGGUCAUUCAGAAAGAAUUCGGUGACGAAUUGGUCAAAGCGUUCCUCGCUGGCAUUGCCAGUCAGCAUUACGAAGGAACGGCUCGUGGAUGCAUACAUGCUUUGUCGAUUUGCAGCUUGGAGAUACCUGCGUCUGUUGCAUCUCUGUAUCCAAACAUCCUCGAGCGUGUGUCUCGAAGCAUGACGCAGUCGCAUUUGACCAUGCACAUGCUGGAGUUUCUGUCCGAAGUGGCCAGCCUUGAGGAGCUUCAUUCCAACUUCAUGCAGGAAGAGGUCGCAAAGAUGUUUGGCAUGUGCAUACAGUUUCUGGAACGGACCCGCGAACAGGCGGCAUUAACCACCAGUAGCUUGCCCACGAGAUCGGCGACACCGUCCCGUCAGAGUGGCGUCAGCCUUAAGCGGCCACCGUAUCGCGCUGCCAUGAUGAAAGAUGUCGGUGUGCCGCAGUAUGCAUCAGCACUGGCGUACCAUACAAUGAUCCGGUGGUUUCUGUCCUUGAGAUUGGAGGUCCGAUCCAGGCUUGUAUCUUGGAUCGUUCCGCGUCUGAUCUGGAAGAAUAACCACGGUGACGAUAUGAUAGACGAGCAGAGCGAGGUGUUGAUUGAUAUGAUGCAGCGAACGGCAUUUUCCGAUCUCGGUGAGACUGCGCCGAACCCAGAUUUUGCCAAGGUAUCUGAUGGUAAAGUGUCGAAGACUUCAUGGGUGGUGGGUUACAGUAUCAUCACUGCGGAAACGGCUGGUCACACCGGGUUGACACAAAUCACGAAACGGCAGGCAUCCGGUACCACACAUGCCAUCUAUCAGCAAUCGACGAUAGCACUCCCGGGGCAUCACGCACCCUCUAAUACUGAAAUCAAGCCGGGAGAAGUGAACGAUGAUGGUCCAGCGAUCGAGAUGCUGCCUCCUCAUAUUCUGCUUCAAAUGGUCAACACUGCCGCCCCCACGAGAAGUGAGGAUCAGCCUACGGCACUACCCAACGACGAUGUGAUUGAGCGAGCCUUGAGCACGUUCGAUCGGAUCCCCACUGUUGACAGCAACAAGGCUGGGGUCAUCUACAUCGGACCAGGUCAGACCGAGGAAGGCGAGUUUCUGAUGCUGCAGUCAGGCUCGGCGGAUUAUGAUCGAUUUGUGAAAGGUCUUGGUUACAGCGUGUCGCUUGAGCCACCUCUGCAAUACAACCCGCAAGGCUUACGACAUCCGCGUGAUGGGUCCACGACGGUUGCGUGGCGAGAUCGUGUGACGGAGAUCGUGUUCCUUAUUCCGACCAUGAUGCCGCCCAACACCGAAGACGAACCCGAGUGGCUGCACAAGAAAGCACAUGUCGGCAACUGCUUUGUCAAUAUCAUUUUCAACAACUCUGGCCUGCCUUGGGACUUUGAACGGCUACGGUCCCAACUCAACUACAUCAACAUUGUGAUAACGCCGGCAGAUACGAUCGAUACCGAGGAGGUUGUUCCAUCGUUCUACCACGUGCAGGUUGUUACCAAGCCUGGGUUUCCCAAUAUCAGCGCCGCGGCGGACCCGAAAGUGAUUUCUGCGAUACAAUUGCCGAAAUUCGUGCGUGUGCUCGCGAUCAAUGCCAAUGUAUUUGCGCACUGUUGGCAGACCAAGGACGUCGAUAAAGAGUUUCCAAGUAAUUGGCGUGAAAGACUACAGCAUAUCAAACGGCUCAAGCAGCGGAUGGAUCGUCGGACAGCCUCGGGCAGCGAGGCGACACCUGGUGCGGGUUCCAGCUCGGGUAUGAUGUCCCCUCCAUCGACUGGCGCCGGUGGUAGACGAACACCUGUGACUUCGAGUAGUGGCAACAGUGAACUUGGUGGGCAUAGAAAGACCGUAGGCGCUCUCGCAAAACAGCUGGAUUUCGGGAGCUGGACAUCAUGGAAUUAA
This is a messenger RNA of Cyphellophora europaea CBS 101466, 4182 nucleotides long. RefSeq lists its product as uncharacterized. Gene Ontology annotation, cellular component: cytoplasm; TSC1-TSC2 complex; nucleus. Gene Ontology annotation, biological process: negative regulation of TOR signaling; positive regulation of GTPase activity; regulation of small GTPase mediated signal transduction. Gene Ontology annotation, molecular function: GTPase activator activity. The record is from RefSeq and is a predicted model, not a curated record. Lineage: Eukaryota; Fungi; Ascomycota; Eurotiomycetes; Chaetothyriales; Cyphellophoraceae. The transcript has a single exon. The coding region runs from base 1 to 4182 and encodes 1393 amino acids.